GGUAAACAAGAUCCGAGGAGCGUAUGCUUGCGUAGAUGUGCUAAUGGAGGAUCCUCUCAGGGGGCUGAGUUAGCGAGCUGUCUUCUGUCCCCUCUCCUCGCUUCUGCUUUUUCACUGACCGCGAGGCGACUGCACCGCCGGGGACAACUUCUGAAUCAACCGAGAGCAGGUGGCUUGGCCACUGAAGUUUGGGAUGGCGUCUGACGUGGUUUCCCAAAACCAUGGUUCCAAGGGGAUCAUGACUUUCUACCCAACUCCUGAGCAAUUCAAGAACUUCAGCCGCUACAUUGCUUAUAUUGAGUCCCAGGGAGCACAUAAAGCAGGCAUGGCUAAAAUUGUUCCACCUAAGGAAUGGAAACCUCGACAAUCUUAUGAUAACAUAGAUGACCUGGUGAUACCAGCACCAAUCCAGCAGGUGGUGACAGGCCAGUCGGGCCUUUUCACUCAGUACAACAUUCAGAAGAAGUCAAUGACUGUCAGAGAGUUCCGCAAGAUUGCCAACAGUGACAAGUUCUGUAGUCCACAUUAUGAUGACUUUGAGGAGCUGGAAAGGAAGUACUGGAAGAAUGUGACAUUUAAUCCUCCAAUCUAUGGAGCAGAUGUUAAUGGAAGCCUGUAUGACCCUGAUGUCAAAGAGUGGAACAUUUGUCAUCUGGACACCAUCUUGGAUACUGUGGAACAUGAAAGUGGCAUCACUAUCGAGGGGGUUAAUACACCCUACUUGUAUUUUGGCAUGUGGAAGACCACCUUUGCAUGGCACACUGAGGACAUGGACCUCUACAGUAUUAACUACUUGCACUUUGGACAGCCCAAAUCAUGGUACUGUGUGCCCCCAGAGCAUGGGAAAAGAUUGGAGCGUCUGGCUCAAGGCUUCUUUCCUGGUAGUGCCCAAAAUUGUGAGGCCUUUUUGCGGCACAAGAUGACGCUCCUCUCUCCCUCUAUCCUGAAGAAAUAUGGCAUUCCGUUUGAAAAGAUAACUCAGGAGGCUGGCGAGUUCAUGGUUACUUUCCCCUAUGCCUAUCAUGCUGGUUUCAAUCACGGCUUCAACUGUGCUGAGUCCACCAACUUUGCCACUGAGAGAUGGAUUGAAUAUGGCAAACAAGCAGUUUUGUGCUCCUGCCGUAAGGACAUGGUGAAGAUUUCCAUGGAUGUAUUUGUGAAGAAGUUCCAGCCGGAUCGCUACGAACAGUGGCUGGCUGGACGAAAUGUACCCAUCGACCACUCGCGACCCACCCCGGAGGCUAAGGAGUUCCUGGGGGAGUCUUUCAGUGACAUCCCCAGCAAUAGUUGCUCAGUGGAGAACUCUGGAGAGGAAGGAGAGCGGAAGAGCAUGACACAGAGGAUAGAGACCAAGAGACACAGGGUGUGCCUGGAGGUUCCUAAGGAGGUUGCUCCCAAGGAUGAAGAUGAAGAGGAAGAGGAGCAGUAUGGGAAACGUCCGAGGCUAAGCCUCAUACCUCCACGUACUACUCCGCAAGAUGGCAGGAGAAAUAAAGGUCCACCAAAAUUGGUUGUCACGCCGACCAAGCUCACUUUAAUGGAUCCGUUUCACAGAUGCUUGACCCAAAGCAACAGUGAUGCAGGCCGUACGCCUCAUUACACCAAGACUCGAGCACCUGCCAUCUCCUCUCAGUCCCACACCAGAAACGGACAUCUAUCUACAUCAGCACCUCCUCCAUGGAGAGAAGCGUCGGCACAGCCUUCUCGCAAAAUGGGGGUCGCCAGCCUGCUCUUCCACAGGACUUUGAGUCCAAAAGACGCUCUCCAGGUGCACAGCUACACUCUAGAAAAGCAGCGGAAAUCUCACACACAGCUCCAGGUGCACAGCUAUGCCAGAGAGCAUCAGCCACGUCACCUACAGCACAAGUCCUACACACAGUCUCACACACAAGUACAGUCUUCAUUUCAGUCCCCGAGCUGUGAAGCAGCAGAGCAACAGCAGGAAUCUAAAUUAAUUGAUUUCAAAAUGGCACCAACUAAAUUGGAGGCACAGAGUCCUGAGAAGCAGGACCAGGAGGAGGACAAACCCGACAUAUCAACGUCCGUUGAGGAUCAGCCUAAAGUGGAGGAGCCAGAAGUUGAGCCCGAGUCUGUUUCCCCUCAGGUUCAACCACCACCACCGCUGAGCAACGUGGGGAAAGAAUUUCCCCAAAACAAGCGAAAGAGUAACCAAUGCCCGCUUGCUGAUUCUGGCAUUACCAUCCUGAGAGACACCAUUCCUCUCCAGGAACCAGAUUACAAAGAGACGAAGGUGGUCCCUCAGAAUCAUCACUUAUUGCUCCAGCAGGUGUCAGAGGAGCAGUCGUACUGCAAGUCAGUGGCGAAGAAGCAGCAGCAGCAGGAACAGCUCCGUAAGCUGCCUCGCCACCACCCUCUAAUCAAAGAGGUGCACAGUGACGAUGAAAUGUUUGUAGAUGUGGAGUUCGAACAAGAGGAGGAAUGGGCAAAGCCACUUACCCAGCUGUGGCAGUGUCGGCCCUAUAACCAUGAGGCAGAGAAGGAGUAUAACAAGAGCAUGGGGCAGCAGGCCCCCUACUGCUCCAUUUGCCUGAUCUUCCACACUCACCAUCAAUCGGAGUCGAGUACUGGGAGUUCUAGCAUCAAGUUAGUGAACCGCCGAGGUGGCCGCCAGUGGUCCAAACCGCUCAUCCCUGAAAUGUGUUUCAACACCCAAACCAGCAAGACCAAUGAGAUUGAGGAGGGGCAGCUGUCGAACCCUCACAUGGGAGAGGACGGGACCAGCAUGCUAGUCAGUUGUGCUAAGUGCUACGUCCGUGUGCACACCAGUUGCUAUGGUGUGUCUGGUGAUGCAACAGAGCUGGACGAUUGGCUGUGUGCUCGCUGUGAGGCUAAUGCCAUCACUGAGGACUGCUGUCUGUGUUCCCUCAGAGGUGGAGCUCUGCAGAGAGCCAACAAUGACAAGUGGGUUCAUGUUCUGUGUGCCAUCACUGUGCUGGAAGCAUGCUUUGUCAACAUCACUGAGCGGAGCCCCAUCGACCUCUCUGCAAUACCACUGCCCCGGUUCAGACUGAAGUGUGUGUACUGCAGGAAACGGAUAAAGAGGGAAGUGAUGGGCUGCUGUGUCCAGUGCUCCCACGGGCGCUGCUCCACGGCGUUUCACCCCACUUGCGCUCAGGCAGCCGGGGUCCUCAUGCACCCAGAUGACUGGCCCUUCGUAGUCUUCAUCACCUGCAACAGACACAAAACACCUGUCAUACCUGAGCGCAACAAGGCAUCAAUGAGGGAGUUGGCUGUGGGACAGAAGGUGAUCUGUAAAUACAGAAAUACCCGUUACUACCACAGUGACGUGGUGGAACUUACCACAGCCUCCUUCUAUGAGGUUGUUUUCGAUGACGGGUCUUACAGCGAUAACCUUUUCCCUGAGGACAUUGAGAACCGUGACUGCGUCCGUCUCGGCCCACCCACCGAAGGUGAUCCUGUUCAAGUGCGAUGGACAGAUGGGCUGAUAUACGGAGCCAAAUUUGUAGCAUCACACUCCAUCCCUAUGUACCUGGUCGAGUUUGAGGAUGGAUCACAAAUCUCUGUCAAGCGAGAGGACAUCUACUCUUUGGAUGAGGAUCUGCCUAAACGAGUCAAGUCACGAAUGUCCGUGGCGUCAGACAUGCGUUUUGAGCUCUUCUCACAGAGCGGCGUCAAGCAGAACUCCAAAAGGCAGCGAGUCAUCAGCUCUCGGUAUAGAGGGGACUACAUUGAGCCCGUCAUUUACAGAACCAUCAUGGAGUAAUGAGAUUUCUCUCACCUCCUGCUUUCCAUCAGCACCGCUUCUUCUCUUCCACCUCAGCAACUCACCACGGAGAGCUAGAAGUCCUCCCUGCCUCUGGCUAUUGCUAUUGCUGAAACGGCCACUCCAUCCUCACCCUCCUCUUCCACAGCCUGUCUGGCUACAUAGUUAUAAACUACGGCUGGGACUUUAGAUGACUUUUGUUUGCAUUGUAUACAUACCUGUAAGACCCCUGUUUUCCAUCAAACUCAGUAGAUUAUCUUCUUCCCUCUCAUUUAGAUGUAUUCUUUUUCUCAGGAAGAAGCCAUGCAGUGAUAAUUAAAUAUGGAAACUGUUGUGAUACCUACCUGAGGCAGGAUGUUUACUUUUUCUCUACCACCAAAUUUAGAAGUAAACACAUGGUUGACAAUGGACAGUUUUCCUAGUACAGAUAUUUCUUCUGCUCUUGACUAAGACUCAUUUUCAUAAUUAUUGUCAUUUCCAGUGCUUGGUAAUGUGGCUUUAAAGGAAGUGCGAUAAUGGGUCAGUUUUUAAUUUUUUUUUCAUCGAGGACAAAAGUCAUAACUGUACAAUUUUAGCCAAUCAGCUGUUGACUACCACCUACAAUAAAACAAUAUAACUGAUCAAUUUGAUUCUUUUUGGCCCCAAAGAAAUGAAAUGAUGCAUUCAGGUCCCAUGCUGAAGCAUCUGUAGAUUGUACCAGUCUCUUCAUGCAUCACAUUAACAUGAUUCACAAACCUUUCUUCUCAUAGAAACUUCAGUGUGCAUCUACUGUGAAGAGAACUAGAUGUGUGUUAGUGGCCCAAGCCUUACAUUUGAAAGGGUCAAGCGUACUUUGGUUUUCCUAAAGCUCUAGGUUUAUCUAAGACUUGUAAUUAUUGUUAUUAUUAUACUUUAUUUAUGCGAGUGCAUUACAUUUGAGAACAAAACUAUUUUUGUCAUGUCCUUUUCACGACCUGUAGAAAACCUGAGAUGUAUUUAUAUUUAUUAUAUUGAUGGGUUUCUGUUUAAAUUUGUAGGCUCGCCUUUCCUUAACUGGAAUUGAAGGUGUGAAUAAUCUGACUCAAGUCACUCUUUAAGCAAAAGCACUUCUUGUAACCUGCUGCUGUGGGAUGCAUUUUAUUUCUUGACAUUUGGACUCCUGAGUUUAGACUGUGUGUGUUUUUGAUCAACUUUAGCUUAGAGACAAAUGUUACCAGGUCAUAGUUUGAUCCCAAAUAAACAACCCCACUGUAACAGGAUGACUUUCAGAUUUCAUUGAUACAAGUUUUUCUUUCA
Molecule: messenger RNA, 5020 nt
Organism: Platichthys flesus (European flounder)
Lineage: Eukaryota; Metazoa; Chordata; Actinopteri; Pleuronectiformes; Pleuronectidae
Gene: kdm4ab
Product: lysine (K)-specific demethylase 4A, genome duplicate b
Exons: 23
Coding region: 194-3745 (1183 amino acids)
Biological process (GO): chromatin remodeling
Cellular component (GO): nucleus
Molecular function (GO): histone H3K36 demethylase activity; histone H3K9 demethylase activity
Source: RefSeq, a predicted model, not a curated record